AUUGCUCUGUUGUGACAGUUUCGACUGAAAAUGUUUGACAAAUCAUCAUUGACAGCAGUCAGAACUCGACAAAGGUCAUUGUGGAUUUUAUGGGAAAGGUAAAUUGCAUUGUAAUUGAGAUUCGAGAAUCUCUUAACAAAGUGUUACUGGGGAAUUUGAGAUUAGACGAGGCCUGCAUCACCAGGUAAUGUGAAGAAGUGUAAACAACAGAGUAGGAAAAAUAAGCAGAAACAACAUAAUGGAAAUGGAUGAAGAUGAUGCUACUUCAGCUAUGGAGCUAGAGCAAUCACUUCUUCAACAAUUCAGUUGUUUGGGAACUACAGAUCGUGACGAGCUAAUUUACCAGUUACAACGACUUUUAGAUAAGAAUAUCAACUAUUCGACCGCAUCAUUCUUUUUAGAUAUGAAUAAUUGGAAUCUGCAGGGUGCCAUAUGUUCCUACCUCGACUCAGAGUCACAAUGUCCUCUACCAAGUAUGAUUCUGAUUAGUGAACCAGAGGCUAGCAAUAGAAAAUUAUUAGAACCCCGCACAAAGUUCGAGCAAGCUUGGACAAUCAGCAACAAUGGAUCAGAGCAAUGGCCGCUAGGUUGCUACGCUGAGCAGUGUCCACCACCUUGUGGUCUAAAUCAUCCAGGAAGAAUUCAGGUACCCUGCUUGUCUCCUGGCAUGAGUUACCGUUUGGUGGUCGAAUUUGAAGCACCAGACAUACCCGCCAUUUAUCAGUCCAAAUGGAGAUUAUGCAUACAUGAUGGCACAUAUUUUGGGGAAAAUAUGUGGGUUAUUAUUGAGGUGGCAGAAGAGCGGGCUUCGAGACUGGCCAAAGAAUUGGAGGCGUUCACGUCCUUGGGGAACAGAAUAGUGGAUCCUUCAGAGUGUCCGAAUCCUUUUGCUUCGAACAACCAACAGGAACUGUGAUUCAUGAGUGACCAUAUUGUUAUAGGACAUAUGGACAUUUAUUAUUGAGCAAUGUACAAAUUGACUUAUAAAAACUAUUUUUUUGGUAGGUUGUAAUGAAAAGAGUAUAUAUGUAAAUAUAUUAAUAUAAUUUUGUAA
This is a messenger RNA of Harmonia axyridis, 1054 nucleotides long. Its product is annotated as protein ILRUN. Gene Ontology annotation, molecular function: ubiquitin binding. Gene Ontology annotation, cellular component: phagophore assembly site. Gene Ontology annotation, biological process: macroautophagy. The record is from RefSeq and is a predicted model, not a curated record. NCBI's taxonomy places the organism in Eukaryota, Metazoa, Arthropoda, Insecta, Coleoptera, Coccinellidae. Bases 239 to 916 code for a protein of 225 amino acids. The transcript is spliced from 4 exons.